UGUUAGUGAGAAUGGCUCAGGGAGGAGUACUGCUGGACCAAGAGAAAUUCUCCUGCUCCAUUUGUUUGGACCUACUGAAGGAUCCGGUGACUAUUCCCUGUGGACACAGCUACUGUAUGAACUGUAUUACAGACCACUGGGAUGGAGAGGAUCAGAAGAGAAUCUACAAAUGCCCUCAGUGUAGAAAGGAAUUUUUACCGAGGCCUGUCCUGGAGAAAAACGUCAUGUUAGCUGCUUUAGUGGAGGAUCUGAAGAAGACUGGACUCCAAGCUGCUCCAGCUGACCUUUGCUAUGCUGGAUCUGAAGAUGUGGCCUGUGAUGUCUGCACUGGAAGGAAGGUGAAAGCUGUUAAAUCCUGUUUAAUCUGUUUGGCCUCUUUUUGUGAAAACCACCUGCAACCUCACUAUGAAUCCUUUACUUUCAAAAAACAUAAAAUUGUGAAAGCUUCUGCUAAACUCCAGCAGAACAUCUGCACUCAUCAUGAUGAGGUGAUGAAGAUCUUCUGUCAUACUGAUCAGCAGUGUAUCUGUUAUCUCUGCACUAUGGAUGAACAUAAAGGCCAUGAAACAGUCCCAGCUGCAGCAGAAAGGACUGAGAAGCAGAAGGAGCUCCAGGUGAGUCGACAACAAAUCCAGCAGAGAAUCCAGGACCAAGAGAAAGAUGUGAAGCUGCUUCAACAGGAGGUGGAGGCCAUCAAUGUCUCUGCUAAUAAAGCAGUGGAGGACAGUGAGAAGAUCUUCACUGAGAUGAUCUGUCUCAUUCAGAAAAGAAGGUCUGAUGUGAAGCAGCAGAUCAGAUCCCAGCAGGAAACUGAAGUGAGUCGAGUCAAAGAGCUUCAGGAGAAGCUGGAGCAGGAGAUCACUGAGCUGAAGAGGAAAGACGCUGAGCUGGAGCAGCUCUCAGACACAGAGGAUCACAGCCAGUUUCUCCUCAACUACCCUUCACCGUCAGCACUCAGUGAGUCUACAUACUCAUCCAGCAUCAAUAUUCGUCCUCUGAGAUACUUUGAGGAUGUGACAGCAGCUGUGUCAGAGCUCAGAGAGAAACUAGAGGACAUCCUGAGAGAUGCAGGAACAAACAUCUCACUGAAAGUCACCGAUGUGGAUGUUUUACUGCCACAACCAGAACCUGAGACCAGAGCUGAAAUCCUAAAAUAUUCGCAAGAAAUCACCCUGGAUCCAAACACAGCACACAAAUAUUUGUUAAUAUCUGAGGGGGGCAGAAAAGUAACAUUAAUGAAAGAAGAAAAGGCCUGUCCUGAUCAUCCAGACAGAUUCACUGACUGGCUUCAGGUCCUGAGUAGGGAGAGUCUGUCUGGACGUUGUUACUGGGAGGUGGAGUGGAGAGGAGGAGGAAGAGUUGAUCUAGCGGUUUCAUACAAGAACAUCAGCAGAGCAGGAGGGUCAGAUGCGUGUUUAUUUGGAGCUAAUGACAAAUCUUGGUCAUUAUUCUGUUACAGAGACCGUUUUACAUUGUAUCAAAAUGACAUUCAAACUCCAGUAUCAGGUCCAGUUUCCUCCAGAAUAGGAGUGUACCUGGAUCACAGAGCAGGUAUUCUGUCUUUCUACAGCGUCUCUGAAACCAUGACUCUCCUCCACAGAGUCCAGACCACAUUCACUCAGCCUCUAUAUGCUGGAGUUGGACUUUAUAAUGGAGACUCUGCUGAGUUUGUUAAACUGAAAUAGCCAGAAUUUAUCUGAGGUUGAGUCGGUUAAAAUGUGCAUUUUAGUUUCUUUAGUUUACUUUGUAAUCUUUUGUGUUGUUUUGUUGAUGUUGGGGUUUGAUGUUGGGGUUUGUUUGGGUAAUGACCCCAACUGUUUCUGUUCAGCCAAGGAUGGUAUCGCUGCUCAGGAGGGUUUUUAUUCACCUUAACUAAUUAUAUUUACAUGUAUUGCUU
Molecule: messenger RNA, 1897 nt
Organism: Fundulus heteroclitus (mummichog)
Lineage: Eukaryota; Metazoa; Chordata; Actinopteri; Cyprinodontiformes; Fundulidae
Product: tripartite motif-containing protein 16-like
Exons: 1
Coding region: 12-1685 (557 amino acids)
Molecular function (GO): zinc ion binding; protein binding
Source: RefSeq, a predicted model, not a curated record